This is a messenger RNA of Micropterus salmoides (largemouth bass), 1513 nucleotides long. Its product is annotated as PDZ domain-containing protein 2-like. The record is from RefSeq and is a predicted model, not a curated record. Gene Ontology annotation, molecular function: protein binding. The transcript has 4 exons. The annotation marks the transcript as partial. Lineage: Eukaryota; Metazoa; Chordata; Actinopteri; Centrarchiformes; Centrarchidae.
GCAUGUGGAGAACAAAUGCACAACAUUAAUGACUGCGGUUCUAGGAACGUUUGGCGUAGUGGAUGGGUUUUUCUGCACUGGUUAUCUGUUGAAUGGACUUUCGAAAUCUGUACCCACUUUUUUUCCAGCAGAGAUGCUGCUUUGCUGUACUUUAUUUUUCCACGGAUUUAACAGCUGAUGCGCAUUUAUAAAUUGUAAAUGUGUCAUUCAUCGGUUUCAUUUUUUAAACCGUGAAAACAUGGACUAUUCUAAUGUUUUGAACUGGAAUUGAGCCUUCGAACUCCAUGACCGUAUAGUUGAAAGGGUAAUGGCCUGAUGCUGCACACAUUUCCUGCCAGUAUUACCCCAGCCCAACUAACUGUUGGAAUCAUCAGAGUACCUGUUGGUGAGGGACCCCCAGUAGGUCCAGGAUGCCAGGAUGCCCAUCACUCAGGACAACUCCCUCAGCAUCCUUCCACUGCUGGAGGACUGGCAUGGGGCUCAGAACACAAGACCACAGCAGGACCACAAUCUGAAUCAGGACAGUUCUGACUAUAAGCAUGUGGAUCAAGACUCCUACCAGAAUGAGGAAGGGAGUAGUGUGUGCAGUAGCAACAGUGUCAACAGUGUUAAUGUGGAGGACAUGUCGCUGUGUCUGGCUGCCAUCCAGAAGUUGGUGGAGUACAUUAAGCUCAAUUUUAUUGAGGGUGACCCAGCUCCAUCAGCCAGCCCAUCCUCCGGCAGGGAGGGUUUAGAUGUCGAGGUUCAUGCUGUUUUCCUCAGUAAAAAUGCGGGAGACAGCGCAGAGUUUGGCCUCAGCUUUGGGAACAUCCCUAUUUUUGGGGACCCUGACGGGAGAAAGAAGGGAGGCCCAAGGAGGAGGAGAGACCAGGGCCCCAUCAUGGAUGUGGGCUGCAUCUGGGUGACAGAGGUGAGGAAGAGGAGUCCAGCAGCCCGCUGUAGGGGGAUCAAACUGAGAGACGAACUGCUUUCACUGAACGGGCAGCUGAUGGUGGGAGUAGAUGUCAGUGGAGCCAGUUACCUAGCUGACCAGUGCUGGAAUGGAGGCUUUAUCUACAUGAUCAUGCUACGACGGGUCAAGCGAAAGGCUCCUCUCCCUCCCUGUGAUGUAAAUGGCAGUGUCAGUACCCCUAUCAGCAAUGAUAGCUGCGAAGACCGGCAGCAGGGCAGAGCUGCCUCUGAGCCCUCUGAAGGCUUGGUCAACUGCAAACGCACGCGCAAGUUUGGUGUCAUAUCACGCUCGUCCUUUAACCGAGACAACAGGGGCAAUACGGUCUCAGACCUUCAGAGCUGUCUUCCAGGAGAUGACUCAAGUUCCAUUGAGGGAAGCCCAGACACCUUUCCUCAGGUGAAGACUGGUCCCCAGCAUCUACACAGUGGAGGCACUGCCACCCUGCCUGCCAGAUUUCACAGUCAGCUGUCAGAAGGCAAAAUGGAUUCUUUCAGCAGUGAAUCUUCAAUCCAGGUAAGACACAUACAGAGCUCUAAUUUAAUACGCAAUUACAGGGGACAA